This is a messenger RNA of Trematomus bernacchii (emerald rockcod), 5814 nucleotides long. RefSeq names its product collagen alpha-4(IV) chain-like. Gene Ontology annotation, cellular component: collagen trimer. Gene Ontology annotation, molecular function: extracellular matrix structural constituent. The coding region runs from base 182 to 5221 and encodes 1679 amino acids. Lineage: Eukaryota; Metazoa; Chordata; Actinopteri; Perciformes; Nototheniidae. The transcript has 48 exons. The record is from RefSeq and is a predicted model, not a curated record.
ACAGUGGCAGUUACUCUGUUUGGUUUUCACUGAUACAGAGGCAGGAGAUUAGUUCUUGUUGUCGGAGAGUAUCCUGCUUAGGGGCCACUGAGGCGUUCAUGAAGAUUCAUUUGAUAUUCUGAAAUUGGGGGGCAGCACUGAGGCCAACACUCACCUGUGAAGCAGACGGAAGAGAAGAAAGAUGGGAUCCUCAGUUACUGUAGUUACUCUGUCUCCCCUCAGGUGGAUCCUUGUCCUCCUCAUCAUUGUGCAGCAGCUCAAUGCAGGGAGCAUUGAUGGCCCAUGCGAAGGCAGAGACUGCUCUGUGUGUCAGUGUAAUCCUGCUAAAGGUGCCCGGGGAGCUCCAGGGAAGGCGGGACAGCAAGGGCCCAAGGAGCCAAUGGGACCAUGGGGACAUCAAGGGUCAUCUGGAGAGAAAGGCAGGAGGGGAACAGAGGGAGCAUUUGGCCCAGAAGGGCCCAAAGGAGACCGGGGCAAGACUGGUGUCCCUGGUUUUACUGGUAAUGAUGGCUCACCUGGUCACCCUGGAGCAGGCGGUGAGCCUGGUUUGCUGGGAGCUGAUGGCUGUAACGGGACAAGGGGUCGACCAGGAGUCGAUGGUAUUCCUGGUUUUGAUGGUCUCCAUGGGCAACCGGGUUUACAUGGACAUAAAGGGAUUAAAGGAGAACCUGUCUAUGGGGCUGCCCUUCCUGGACAUCCGGGGGAGCAUGGUAGAGAUGGACAACAUGGUCAACCUGGAAAAAAAGGAGACAUUGGACCUAGUGGACGCACUGGCCGUCGUGGCGAUAAUGGAUAUGAGGGUUUGGAUGGACUAAAAGGUGUGAGAGGACCGCCAGGUGACACCGGAGGAUCUCUGGCAGGAGCUGAAGGUGACUCUGGGGAACAAGGCCCAUCUGGCCAACCUGGCCCGGACGGAGAAGAAGAAUCCAAACAAUUUCCUCUAGAAAUUCUUCCAGCCAAAGGUUACAAGGGAGAGCAAGGUCCUUCUGGACCAUGUGGACCAAAGGGCAUAAGAGGCGGUAUAGGAGACUACGGCAUUCAAGGAAUGAAAGGACAGCAAGGAAUCCCCGGUUUUCCUGGAUUGAGGGGUCUUUCAGGAUUGCCUGCUAGAGAUGGACUUCCCGGACCUGAGGGUGUCCAUGGAGAGAAAGGAUUUCCAGGACUCAUUGGAAGGAAUGGAACAAAGGGUAACCAAGGAGAUCCAGGUCACCCAGGUCCCCCAGGUCUCCUGCAAUUGCCCAAUGGAAGUGAUGCCAGAGGUGUUAAAGGUGACAAUGGGAGUCCUGGAUUAGCUGGACACCCAGGUGACCCUGGGCACAUGGGCAUGCAUGGACCUCCUGGCUCACCAGGGUUAACAAUACCAGAAGUGCCUGGGCUGCCUGGUCAACAAGGGAUCCUCGGUCCCAAGGGGUACAAGGGAGAGCCAGGAAGGUAUAACAACUAUGAUAAUCCAUAUCCGGGACCAAAGGGAGUUAAAGGACUCCUCGGGCAUAAAGGUGUCACAGGCUCCCCGGGGCCUCCAGGAUGUGGAGAUUACUACUGUGAGCCUGGUUACCCAGGGGACCCAGGUGAUCCAGGCCAUAAUGGCCCCGGUGGAAACAAAGGACUCAAAGGAAUUAAAGGUUGUCUAGGGGAAUGUAACUGUAGGUCUGGAGGAGUAGGAAGAGAAGGUCCCACCGGUCCAACUGGUUUUCCAGGUUCUCCAGGGAUUCCUGGAACUCAAGGACUUAAGGGAGACCCUGGGCUAAAAGGACAUGACAGUCCAAGAGGACCAGAAGGCUUUCCAGGUAUUCCUGGUAUUAAAGGACACAAGGGUAAAAAAGGUCACUCUUUUGUGUCAGACGUUAAAGGUGCCAAGGGUGACCUAGGAGACCCUGGCCAUUCUGGUCCUCCUGGAGCAUCAGGUGGAUCAGGAAGGGAUGCCCCCCCUGGCCCUGCAGGGGACCCUGGAACACCAGGUGCUGGAUUUGCAGGGUUACCUGGUCCCAAAGGGUACCCUGGUGCUGCUGGACCCAAAGGGUUUCAAGGUCCUAUUGGCCCCCCCGGACCUGGUUUUCCAGGCCCUAUGGGGCUCCAUGGACCUAAGGGUUAUCAGGGAAGUCAUGGCCCCUCAGGAAUUCCUGGACGACCAGGCCCUCCAGGUGAAAAUGGGUUAUGCUGUCAUAAUUAUGAGAUUGGACUACCGGGUCCUGAUGGUGAACCAGGAUCACCGGGUAUUCCAGGUGAGCCAGGAAGAGUUGGUCCUCCAGGAACUCUGGGACACCCAGGCCCGAAAGGCAUGAAAGGAGAUUACACUAGUACUGGUGGGAUUGGACGGAUAGGACUUCAAGGUUUAGAUGGGGAUCCAGGUGAACCUGGUUCCAGCGUAAUUAGCCUGGUUGGCCCUCCAGGCACUCCUGGGUUUCGCGGACAUCCAGGCAGGAAGGGUGAGCCAGGCGAUGUUUUCUCUGCCAGGCCAUGUGAUACUGGACCACUUGGCCUCCCUGGGCUUCUGGGGAAGAAAGGACUACGGGGCAUUCCUGGAAUCCCAGGGCCUCCAGGGGAACAAGGCCUGCCUGGAUCACCUGGAUGGAAAGGAGAGCCAGGAUCCAGUGGUGACCCUGGGGCCACUGGUCCCCGAGGCCCACCUUGCACUGCAUUUGAACUGAAUGGACCUCCAGGCCCUCCAGGCCCUACAGGAGACACUGGAAAGAGGGGGAUACCAGGCUUUCCUGGUCAGAAGGGUUUGAAGGGAGAUAUAGGUCCACCUGGUCAUGGACUGAGGGGUCCAAAAGGUUUCCCUGGCUCUCCUGGAUUGUCAGUGGUUGGAACAAGAGGCCCUCAUGGCCUCUCAGGAGAGCCUGGGGCUGACGGCUGGCCAGGACAGAAAGGGGAAAGUGGGUACCCAGGCAUGCUUGUGUCCAUAGGUUUGCCAGGCCGUCCUGGACCUGCAGGGCCCAGGGGUAAACAAGGAGAGAGAGGCUUUACCGGUCACACAGGGGACCCUGGAUACCCAGGACAGCCUGGUAAUAAAGGUGUACGUGGUUUACCAGGAUUACCAGGACCUAUAUUGAUUCUGAAUGUAAUAAAGGGCCAACCAGGACUUUCUGGAAGUGAGGGGAAAAAAGGAGAACAAGGACCUGAAGGCUCAAAGGGCCCGAGGGGACCACCAGGGGAUUCGGGGUCAGAUGGAUGGCUUGGUUCUUCAGGGUUUAGAGGCAGCACCGGUGCUCCAGGUAGAGCAGGAAGAACAGGGUCUCCAGGGUCCCCUGGAAUCAAAGGGUUCCCUGGUCCAAGGGGAUAUGCUGGACACCUUGGAGAUACGGGAUAUCAAGGGCCUUGUGGACCAUCGGGUAUCUCAGGGUUACCAGGGUUUCCAGGUGCCAAAGGUGACCCAGGACUCUCUUAUGGACAACCUGGUCCACCUGGACUCAAAGGGAUGCGAGGGGAUGAUGGACAGAGUGUGCCCAGAGGGAUUCCAGGAGAUCCAGGAGACCCAGGACCCCGGGGAAGGUCAGGGCAACCAGGACCACCUGGCAUUAAUGCGGAGCAGGGAAGAAUAGGAGGACCAGGCUUCCCCGGGCCUCGUGGCUCUUCAGGUCGUCCAGGUAUUCCAGGUCUGCCAGGCGAUCAUGGAGGUCUGGGACCACCUGGCCCACCUGGCCCAUAUGGGCAUCCAGGGACCCCUGGACCACCUGGUCUUGAUGGACUGGAUGGGCUUAGAGGUCCAAAAGGGAUAAAAGGCGAGAGUGCCAUAGGUUUCCCUGGCCCUCCUGGACCAGAUGGUCUUCUUGGAGUCAAAGGUGUCAGGGGACAGCAAGGGUCUCCAGGAGCCAGUUUUCCUGGGCCUAAAGGCCAGAGAGGCCCAUCUGGCUUCACAGGUAUUCCAGGCUCCCCAGGUGAACUUGGGAACCCUGGCAUAGAGUGCUUCAGGCCUCUACCAGGACCCAACGGGGACAUAGGAUAUAAAGGACCCCCAGGACCUCCUGGCCCUCCUGGGGAGCCGGGCCUUCCAGGCAGCAGCAUUCACUCCAAAGGAGAACCAGGUCCAACCGGCCUCCCUGGGUUACCAGGCCGCAAGGGCGAUGGUGGCCCCUCAGGGCCUCCUGGGUUACAGGGCUACCCAGGGGUUACAGGGCCAAAAGGUGAGAGAGGACCUGCUAGUCUCGAAGGUCCUCCAGGCCCCAAGGGUCAGACCGGGGUCCCUGGGCCUUGGGGCCGGAAGGGAGCAACUGGCCCAACUGGGGCAACAGGUGCCAAAGGUGCUCCUGGUGGUUCCAUCCGAAUCGACCAAGGUGGGGCUCCACCUGGACUCCUGGGACCGCGUGGAGUCCCAGGAUUUGUGGGAUAUCCCGGUGAUGCAGGUCCUCCUGGGACGCCAGGACGUAAAGGACUGAAGGGUCCUGUAGGGUAUGUUGGCCUCCCUGGCAAACCAGGUCCUGCUGGUCGUGAUGGUUCUGUUGGAGACCCAGGAGACGUUGGUCAGCAAGGAUUUACUGGACCUCAAGGUAUCCCAGGUACACCCGGUGAUCAAGGUAAUCCAGGCCAUAGAGGGGCGCUGAGGUCAGGCUACCUUUUGGUUGUCCACAGUCAGUCAGUUCAGGUGCCACGGUGCCCUGAAGGCAGCAGCCCGCUUUGGGUCGGCUACAGUCUGGUCUACUUGGAGGGGCAAGAGAAGGCUCACACUCAAGACCUGGGCCAGGCUGGCUCCUGUCUCCGUGUUUUCUCCACCAUGCCUUUCUCAUACUGCAACAAAGCUGCCUGCGACUACUCCAGUCGCAACGACAAAUCCUAUUGGCUCUCCACCACCGCUCCCAUACCCAUGAUGCCCCUCUUCGGCCAGGAGAUUAGCUCCCACAUCAGUCGCUGUGCGGUGUGUGAGACUGUUGCGCCUGCAGUGGCUUUUCACAGCCAGGAUCACAACGUCCCCUCAUGCCCACGUGGCUGGAGGAGCCUGUGGACGGGAUACUCUUUCCUCCAUCACACAGGGGCCGGUGAUGAGGGUGGUGGCCAGUCUCUUUCUUCGUCUGGCAGCUGCCUUAAGGAUUUCCGAACUCACCCCUUCAUAGAGUGCCAGGGUGCGCGCGGGUCCUGUCACUACUUUGCCAACCUCUACAGUUUUUGGCUGACUACUGUUAGUCCAACAGAACAGUUUAUCACCCAGAGGCCUGGCACCAUCAAGGCGGCGGACCAACAGCGGCGCAAGUCCAGUCAGUGUCACGUCUGCCUCAGAGCACAGUAAAGGACUUCUUCACUUUAAGUUGUAACAUUAAUAAUACAAACCAUUUCACUGUCAAAAUAAAAUACUGAUUACAAUUUAGACUUUUAGAUAGAUUUCUAUUUGAUUACUUCUAGUUACAAAUAAUCCGUAAUUGUAUCUGUAUAUUUUUUAUAUGUUGUUGCUAUAAAUGUAUUCAUUUAUUUUUGUUUUAAGGAGGUGCUAUUUCUAAUGAUGAAAAUGUUUGAUACUGCUGAUGUAACUGAAUAUUUUGUGUUGGGAAAAUACUGAGUGUACUCUUCCAAUAUCAGAGUAGCACAUGAUAACAAAGGCCCAACUGUAGCUGUGUACGUAACAGGAUGUAUGAUUACCUGGAAGAGCGUCAGGACACACUGUUUUAGGCAUAUGAUAGCUAUGUGACAACGAUUAACAUGAUGAUUCAGCCUCUAUGGAGAUAGACAUAUGACAAGCAUGAUCAUUUCUGACGUGGGUCUUAGCUAAUCUAAAAGUAAACAUUGUAUACGGCUUUGAACCAAUAUUCCUGCAUCUUGUGACUGUAACACCCUCUCUUGUAUAUAAGCAUCUAUGUGAUGACUACUUCCAUUCUUGCAAGGAUA